AUGAUAGCGGCAGAAAAUUUGGACCUUUCUUUCAAAGAACUGUCUCUGGACGGGGGAAUUACGGCCAGUGAAGAAAAUAACAAAAUCCUCAAAUGGAAUCUACCGCUGAAAGAGCUGUACAAGCUGGCCUGCAGUUUCUACAAAGAAAAAUCGGGCAAAGCGAUUCACCUAAGUUACGAGGACAAUUUAAAGCUGGUGGCUUUUACACAGCAAGCCGCACACGGCCCACUGGAUCUUUCGGAAGCUCCACCGCUGGGCAUGUUUGAUGUCAUUGGGAAAGAUCGCAGAAUAGCAUGGCAACAGCUGGGCACGAUCACAAAGCUGCAAGCGAUGGAAGGUUUCAUCGAUCUGUUGGAUCGUCUGUGUCCACUAUUUAAACCGUACGUGGAAGCGAUCAAGAAGGACAAGGAAGAGAAAGCUCGUCGGGCAGAACAGGAACAGAUCCAGCGUACGGAAGCGCUUGCCGCGGAAAAGGAACGUCAGGAAGAGCAACAGCGGCUCGAGAACGAAAAGAAUCGUGAAGAGUUGCAUCGGCGGCAGCUGCAGGAUGCGCUUAAUCAGCAAACUUACCACCAGUUCAAGGAGUAUGCCGAAAUCCAGUUUCCGGGCAAUCCGGAACAGCAGGCCGUGCUGAUACGGCAGCUUCAGAACGAACACUAUCACCAGUACAUGCAGCAGCUGCAGGCCCAGGUGGCGACCAACUUGGCCCGUCUGAAAAGCAUAUCCGACGCGGAGGACGAGGAUAAUCCUACCGCGGUCGUGUGUGAGAAUGGAACCGGUACCAAUGAGACGGCAGAAUUUACGUGCGGCAACACCAAGGAAAAUAGUCAAUUCGAGUUUAAGGAACAGUGUGACAGUGACAAUGACUCCGGAGAUUACGCAGUAAUCAGCCCCGCGAAUAUGUGGACAAAGCCGGAUAUAAAACUAUUCAAGCAGGAAGUGAUGGCCGGCAAAGGUGAUGGAGUGAUACGCGUUAAUCAUGGCGAUACAGUGACGGUGAAAGUUCCAACACACGAAGGUGGUUCGUGUUUGUUUUGGGAGUUUGCAACCGAUAGUUACGAUAUUGGGUUUGGCGUUUAUUUCGAAUGGGGUAAACCACCGACGACCGAAGUUUCGGUGCAUAUUAGCGAAAGUGACGAGGACGAUGAUACGAUAGAGGAAGAUGAAGAAGUGAUCUGCGCGGAAGAUCUUGAGUGUGGUCCGGUGCAGAGCAACCAAACGAGUAGCGUCGGUAGUGCACUCGGUACGCGCAAUCCCAUCUCGAUCAUCAUACCGAUCUAUAGGCGCGAAUGUCACCAGGAAGUGUACGCCGGUUCCCAUACGUACCCGGGCGAGGGCACGUACUUGCUCAAGUUUGACAACUCGUACAGCUUGUGGCGCCCGAAGACGCUCUACUACAAGGUGUUCUACACGCGAUAA
This is a messenger RNA of Anopheles marshallii, 1419 nucleotides long. Its product is annotated as Golgi resident protein GCP60. The coding region runs from base 1 to 1419 and encodes 472 amino acids. Gene Ontology annotation, cellular component: Golgi membrane. Gene Ontology annotation, molecular function: fatty-acyl-CoA binding. NCBI's taxonomy places the organism in Eukaryota, Metazoa, Arthropoda, Insecta, Diptera, Culicidae. The record is from RefSeq and is a predicted model, not a curated record. The transcript has 6 exons.